AUGGGUUUUGAAGCAACUGGAGAGGGCAUUGCAGCAAGCAUAUUUUUAUCACUUUAUACCAUUUAUUCCGUGAUUGCAUUGUAUGUAGUAUACAAGGCGGGUUUUAGGUCUAGAUAUACUACCCUACUUUUUUUUGGGAUCAUAAGAGUCGGAGCACAACUAUCUGGUGUUGCUUUCUCAAAGUUAGGAUAUGGAUACUGGAAAUGGCUCGUGGCAUAUUUAGUCUUGGGCGCUGAAGGGUACUUUAUGCUUAUUCUUUCAUCUUUUUAUUUCAUUAGUCGUGCUUUGGAAGAUAAAUUCGGUUACAGCUGGUUGUUGCAGCCACUUGAUAACUGUCGUCAACCUGAACCUCCAAAAGACGAUAAAACAAAGUGGUAUUUACGCUUCCUUAGACCAACAUGUGCAACUAUAUUUCAUAAUAUAUUGAUAGCAGCUAAUGCAAUUAUCAUAGCGGGUGGAACCACGCUCACAUCUGUGGACCCUAGUGACUAUGACUCCGAGAAAGAUAAAGUUAAUACCUCGAAGGCUUUGCGGUCCUCAGGUCAGGCAACCUUCUUAUUUCUCACAGUUUGCCUAUUUCUUUUAAGCAUAUACUGUCGCGUAAGGAAUAACGUGACGGGUCACAGCAUUUACUUGGUUAUGAUUGUGUUGCCAUUUUUGUUUGUCAGGGGCAUUUACGGUUUGUUGUCUUGUUUCGUGAGCAAAAUGAAUUACUUUCAGCUAUCAAAUUACGGGGAAUCGGGGCUCUCAACAUAUUUUGUAGCCACCGAAUAUGCUCUUGCUACUACUAUGGAAUUUUUAUCUGCUUCUAUCUUGUUAUCUAACUAUUAUAUUACUCGAUAUUUGAACAAGCAGGAACUGUAUUUCGUUACAGAAAAUAGUACCAAGAAGGAGGUUCUGGAAUCGGAUUCAAACGUUUGA
Molecule: messenger RNA, 921 nt
Organism: Priceomyces carsonii
Lineage: Eukaryota; Fungi; Ascomycota; Pichiomycetes; Serinales; Debaryomycetaceae
Exons: 1
Coding region: 1-921 (306 amino acids)
Source: RefSeq, a predicted model, not a curated record